Messenger RNA from Clavispora lusitaniae ATCC 42720, 1584 nucleotides. RefSeq names its product Gzf3p (gene GZF3). Gene Ontology annotation, biological process: positive regulation of transcription by RNA polymerase II; negative regulation of transcription by RNA polymerase II. Gene Ontology annotation, molecular function: zinc ion binding; RNA polymerase II cis-regulatory region sequence-specific DNA binding; DNA-binding transcription factor activity, RNA polymerase II-specific. Lineage: Eukaryota; Fungi; Ascomycota; Pichiomycetes; Serinales; Metschnikowiaceae. The record is from RefSeq and is a predicted model, not a curated record.
AUGAGCGAAAUACAGCGUUUCCCGGCAAUGGUAGACGCAAACCCAGUGCAUCCCAACGCUAAAACCACGACGCAAAUCAACAAUGGAACCACCACCACGAAAAGCAACAUCUCGUCGCCCGUGUGUCGCAACUGUAAGACGCAAACCACCCCGCUUUGGCGGCGGGACGAAACGGGCCAGGUUCUUUGCAACGCCUGCGGCUUGUUUUUAAAAUUGCACGGGCGUCCGCGGCCCAUCAGCUUGAAAACAGACACCAUCAAGCUGAGAAACCGUAUCAAGCAGCCCAACUUUGCCAAGCUGGGCCCAAACACACCCGAGCUCAAGCUGAAGGACGCAAAGCUGGGGAAAAGGCUGCCAAAGUCUGCCAAGAAGAAAAGUGCGCCUUCGCCGCCUCCGGAGAUGCACACACAUCUGCCUCUAGCGACACACACACGGGCGCCCUUCCCACAGGGUUUUGCGCCGCUGGGCCAUGUGGCUGGCUUGCCCCAUCAGGUGCAGCUGCUCCACUACCCGCUGUCCACGCCGACGCAGUUUGCGCCCGGAUUACAGCGCAUCACCUCUCCACUCUUGCUUCUGACCACAGCGCUGGUGCUGAAUGCUCGCGCUACACUGUCGCUUGCGCUGCCCAAGGGCUUGUCUGCUGUCCAGGCGGCUGGAGCGUUGGAGAACAUGCUGAACGAGUUGGGCCCCUCGGCCACAUUCAAAAGUGGAGUGUCACUCAAUGGCGGCCUGCUCAUGGGCGGCAUGAAGAGAUCUGCUACCCCUGUUCUUUCAACACCUUCCACUGCGUUGGCUGGGCCCAAGUUGCCUGCUUUAAGCACUGAAGAACGCAACAAUGUCAUUGCAUCGCCAUCGUUUGGACCGCAGUUCCACCUUGACCAUUCCACGAAAAGCGAGCCUCUGGACCAACCACGUCCUGCGUUGCCGCCACUUCAGCAUGUCCAGCCGGCGCAGGCACAGUUGCCGCGGUUCCAAAGCAACUUUGGAUCUGUGACCGGCUCUGGUUCCCUGACACCAGUGGCUCCCAUUUCGGCGCCUGUCGCAGCACCUAUAGCGUCUCUCACGGGCGGAAAUGAGCAACGGAGCUCUAGCGGAGCAUCUGCGAAUGGCACAGGAAGUGCCACUAGCAACAACAAUACCGGAAAUAAUGAAGCAAACUCCCAACACGGAAACUCGGGUCCAGCAAACUCCGGUCCUGUGAAGUCUAGUCCUGGCAACUCUGCCUCUGGAAAUUCGGGUCCUUCAAGUGGACCAGGAAGAGAUCCCAGCGGUUCUGAUAAUGCCAGAGCUAGUAACAACGGUAAUAACAACGGCAACAACAACGGCAAUAACAACAACGGCAAUAACGGCAACGGUGAAAGUGCCUAUGAGAUCAAUUUAUUGAAAACUCGCAUCUCCGAGUUGGAGUUGGUCAAUGACUUGUAUAGGACGCGAAUUAUGGAGUUGGAAGCGAUGGAGCAAGCAGCUCGUUUGCGUGAGGGUUCUAUGCGCAAACGCUUGGACGAGAUCCUCAAUUUGCAAGGACAAGACUCAGUAUUGCAGAGGGCUUUGCAUGAGCCACUGAAACGGCCUAAGUUGGGUUAA